GUAUUAUUUGUAAGUUGCAUGAGUCGACACUGGGCCGGGUAGUGAGUCGUGUGCGACAACAGCCAACUCCCACUAUGCUAGAUAACGAUGUGGAUAUGGAAACGGAGAAGAAAGAAGGAAAAGUUGAAGAGGAUGUGAUGGAGACGACCGAACAAGACGAACCGAACAAGUCCUCCGGGACUUUGGUCUGGACCUUGGACUUGUCUGAGUUUAACGACACCACAUUCAGCCCUCCCUCCUAUGUCCGUAACCUCCCUUGGCGGGUAAUGUGUAUACCCCGAUCAUCAAAUGCAGCUGGAUCAGAAAGAAAACCCACCCUGGGCUUCUUCCUCCAGUGCAACCCAAUAGACGUACAGGGAAACAACAACGGCUGGUCGUGCUAUGCUCGGGCUACUCUCAGUAUUCUGUCCCGAGAAAAACCAGAAAAUGACUUCAACAGACGUAUUAAUCACUUCUUCUACGCAAAAGAGAAUGACUGGGGAUACAGUAACUUUAUGAUGAUGGAGGAAAUUAAAGACCCGGCCAAAGGUUUUAUCAAGGACAACAAGGUGAACCUGAAGAUAGAAGUAGCUGCAGAUGCUCCCCACGGUGUUCAUUGGGACAGCAAGAAGUACACUGGUUACGUGGGGUUAAAGAACCAAGGUGCUACAUGCUACAUGAACUCUGUCUUACAAACACUUUACUUUACCAGCCAGCUUAGAAAGGCAGUAUACAAGAUGCCUACUGACGGGGAUGAUGUAAAUAAAAGUGUAGCUCUGGCAUUGCAACGUGUAUUUUAUGAGUUGCAAACGAGUGACUGUGCUGUAGCUACCAAGAAACUCACAAAAUCUUUCGGAUGGGAGGCUCUGGACUCUUUUAUGCAGCACGAUGUACAGGAAUUCUGUAGAGUGCUUCUGGACCACAUGGAAAACAAGAUGAAAGGUACUUGUGUCGAGGGUACGAUCCCCAAGUUAUUGGAAGGAAAAGUCUGCAGCUACAUUUCCUGUAUGAACGUUGAUUACGAGAGUAAACGAUCUGAAUCAUUCUUUGAUAUUCAGUUAAAUAUCAAAGGAAAGAGAACAGUUAUCGAAUCAUUCGAAGACUAUAUAACCCCCGAAAUACUGGAGGGAGAUAAUAAAUACGAUGCCGGAACGUACGGACUACAAGACGCCAAAAAGGGAACCAAAUUCCAAAAGUUUCCCCCAGUGUUGUAUCUCCAAUUAAUGAGAUUCCAGUACGACCCCUUAAUGGAUAUGAACGUCAAGAUAAACGACAGAUACGAGUUUCCCGAGACGUUGGAUCUGAAUGAGUUUAUUGAGAAUCCUACAGAUAACGAGAAGUUUUCUUUGUUCGCAGUUUUGGUGCACUCUGGUGACAAUCACGGAGGUCAUUACGUUGCUUACAUUAGUCCUAAACUUGAUGGCAAGUGGUUUAAAUUUGAUGACGACGUUGUUUCCAAAUCAAACCGAACCGAAGCUAUCGAGAAUAACUUUGGUGGGAGUGAAGAUGAGAGUCUAAAUGUGCGACACUGUACCAACGCGUACAUGUUGGUGUACAUAAAGGAGUCUCAGAAGGACGAUGUGUUGACGAAUAUCAUUGACGAUGACAUUCCUAUCAAUCUUACAUCCUUUUUCGAGGAGGAGAAAAGGGAAGAGGCCCUGAGAAGGAAGGAGAAACAAGAAGCUCAUUUGUAUAUGUCUGUUGAGGCAGUAACAGAUGACCCCUUUCACGGAUACCAAGGCAACGAUCUACUAAACUGGACCACUGCUCGACCCAGUGUAUACCGGGUUAAAAAAGAGAGUUCAGUUCGGGAUAUGGAGGAAAUGAUCGCUGACAACAUGGGUUAUCAAGUGGAUGGUAUUAGGUUGUGGGUCUUCCAAUCUCGGGCCAACUCUACAAUUCGUCCUGCUCCAAUAGAAAACGAACGGGAGAAAACUAUCUGGGAAGUAGCAGAAAAGGAAACUCCUCUCAAAGUGUUCAUAGAGACGAUUGAUCAGAGUAACCCAUCUAAAGGGCUUAUGCCCUAUAAGAGAGACGAACAAAACAUCAUCUUCUUGAAGUAUUUCGACGUCAUGACAGACACCAUGUAUUAUCUUACCCACGUGUUCUUGUCCCCUGACAGUUGUAUCGGUGACGUGUUCCAGCACGCUAGAGAUAAGAUAGGUCUACCAGCCAAUGUACCUCUGGCACUAUACGAAGAGGUACACGCAGGGAGAACAGAUGAGCUGACUCCUACCAAACUUCUGGGCGAGAUGGAGGAAGUGUUUGACGGUGAUAUCUGGGUGAUACAGAGAACAGACCUGACUGGCAAGUUCCACAACACCGUGGACGACUACUUUAGGGACCUCAACAACAGGAUCUCAGUUCAGUUCUGUGACAAAAACAACCCUGCUGACCCCGGCUUCCACGUCGUGCUGAACCAGAAGAUGACGUAUAAUGAGGUGGCCGAGGUGGUUGCUAAUUGUAUUGACAGUGAACCUAACCUCAUUCAGUUCUUCAAACCCCAGAGUCAUCGUGAUAUAGCUGGUUACGCCAUCAAAAGUCACUUCGAGGGAACGCUGAAAGACCUGUUUAUGUCGUAUGGUCAGAGAACUAAAUCUCCUAAGAAACUCUUUUAUCUAAGGCUAAACAUCGCGAUAUCGGAGCUAGAGAGCAAGGAUCACUUUAGAUGUACGUGGCUAAACAAACAUCGCGAGGAAACCGUUCUCUCUCUUUACGUCGCUAAAAAUGUCACUAUCUCCGAACUCUUGGAAGAAGCGAAAAAACAGAUCGAGUUGUCACCAGAUGGUAGUGCUAAACUGAGACUACUGGAGGUUUACAGCUACAGAAUACACAGGGUCUUCUCUAACGGAGUUAGUUAUCACAACAUACAACCUUCCAUGGCCCAACAAACCACUUGCUAUAGAGUCGAGGAAAUACCGGUCGAAGAGACCAGGUUAGGACCCAAAGAUUUCUUGAUUCCAGUGGCUCAUUUCCACCAAACAAUAUUCCAGUGCUUCAACCACCCUUUCCUCUUCAAAGUGACAGAAGGUGAGGCCUUACAAUCAGUCAGAACACGAAUGUUGGAAAGGUUCAAAGAUAUUUCAGAGAAAGAGUUCGAAAAGUACAAGUUUUCUCUUAUUACUCACGGACGAAUGACACCUCUUAACGAUGACUUUACGUUCAAUUCAACGGACUUCAUCACAAAUGUGGACAAGGAUACUAAACCAAUAACAGAGGCACAUCUUGACGUGUUUCUCCACUCGCGGCCCUGGCUUGGACUGGAACACGCCCUCAAACCGCCCAAACGAUCCCGGUACACUUACGUCGAGAAACCAGUCAAGAUACACAAUCAAUAGUCUAGAAAUUAAGGGGUUUAGGACCAGUAAUUUUGUGUAUAAGGAGUUACGUAAAGACGCUGGAGUAUCAGAUCCUAGCUAAGAUGCUGGACAUGGAGGCACUAUUCUAGUAUAUAUUUCACACGUUUUGUACAUGAUAGAGGAUAUCAUGCCGCCGCCGCGUGUACCAUAUAUACCUCGUGGCGCGCGGCCUGCAACUCUGACUGCCGCGCCACUUGUGUAAAUGUGCACGUGCGGUGGUGCAUUGUGCACGUGUUAACGAUAAAUACACCAUUCAGUGCAGGACAGGACAGUAUAUGAAUGAUUAGUCUUCUCCUUAAUGCGGGAGUAUUUGAUUUUUUGUUUCUUGCUCUGUAUUACUAUUUUUGCAGAUGCAGGGGGUGAUGAUAAAUUUUGUCGUAAAAUGUGAUUUAAAGUAUCUUUGUAGUGAACUUGAAGUUCGGCUUGUCCUUUAUGCUAAAUGCUGCUAAUUACCUUUAUUAGCUUUAUGUUGAAUGGUUUCAACGCCUGAAUAUUCUUGGGGAUAUUGUAGGGCUGGAAUUAUGUUAGAAUAUCAUGUGCAUUUUAAGUGUCAUACUUAUAUCAUUCUUGUUGCUUGAGGACACUGCCUUUUGAUAUAGUUUUUGAAUCCUACCUGUGGGACUAUAUACCAUGUUACUUAUACUCCGUCACUAUUAUAUUAGUAACUAAAUAAGCGUGGGAUUUCGCAAAACUGUUCCCUUAUAAAUCUAUUGAAUUUUCUACGGUUAAUAUUGAUGAUACUGCUUUAUGAUAAGUAGUUUAUUCCACCAAAAUGCGGGGAGCUUCCGAAAAUACUGUGUAUUUCCGAGAAUGCAGUCGAUAAGAUUUUCCAGAUACAAUAGCUCACGUGUUACUCCGCUUCACAGUUGCGUGGGGAAUUUUUCUUCUAAGGCCAGAAAUGAAUAAAUUUGUCUCAUCUGAGCAGAAGAUUUCAAAUGAAUAAUUUGUAAAAAUUUGAUUGGUUUUCAUUUUAUCUGAUCAAUUCGGGCUUUACGAUAAUAAUUCACAUAAAUUUGUGCUGAUCGUAUAAAUCAGGUUGUUGUAGCUUUUUCUUUAAGUUCUAUGUUCGAACUUUAAUCGUCCAUUCUCGGUAAUUUUCGCUAUCUUCAAUUGAAUUUGGUCCAUUGAGUGAAAAUAGCUGAGUAACACGUAUCACUAUCAUUUGAGUUUCAAGUUUGCAAUCAUUCUUUUACACGCGAUAAAUGGUAAAGCCGAGCUCAAAUAUAUGUUACACGUGUAUACUGCAUUUAGCGUUUCUUUAUUAAAUUAGUAAUUUUGACCCGUACCUACAUAUAUUUAUAAAUAAUAA
Molecule: messenger RNA, 4647 nt
Organism: Bolinopsis microptera
Lineage: Eukaryota; Metazoa; Ctenophora; Tentaculata; Lobata; Bolinopsidae
Product: ubiquitin carboxyl-terminal hydrolase 7-like
Biological process (GO): regulation of protein stability; protein deubiquitination
Cellular component (GO): cytosol; nucleus
Molecular function (GO): cysteine-type deubiquitinase activity; protein binding
Source: RefSeq, a predicted model, not a curated record